AUGUCCCAGUCCCCAGCCCCCAACGGGGUUGCUGGCCCAAGCAACUCCGCCCCAGCCCCCGCCCGCCCCACAGACUCCAACCUCCUCCGCCAAUUCGUCAUGGAAUACCUCCAAUCCCACGGCUUCGACAAAGCCCUCGCCAUGUUCCAGCAAGGCAUCGCCGGGCAGGACGGUGAUGCGUCUGAUGCGGAUGUCGGUGCUGGUGCUGGUGCUGCGGGGGUCAAGACGGAGAAGGCAGGGGAGAGGGAGGCGAUCUUUCGUGCGCCGGGGCCGGUGCCGCUGGAGAGCAAUAUCAAGAGGAAUAUCCCCCAGGCGCAAGCUGUCUCGGCAUCCACCAUGGCUGACCGUAUAACACCCGACUUUGAGGCCCAGGCGAAAUAUAUCAUCGACCAGUUGCAGAAAAAGGUCGAGGCGGUUCAGGACGAGGGCGAGGAGAAGGAAAAGGAGAAGGAUGUGAAGGAUGGACCGCCGGUGGAUGGGGCUCUGGUGGAUGUCUCGGAUAGGACGGGGGGGUACUUGAGCUACCGGAGAUGGGUGGAUGGCGGGCUGGAGAUGUGGAAGACUGAGCUGGAUAACGUCUCGUUCCCGAUAUUCGUGCACACCUUCCUCGAGCUCAUACAUCUUGGAUUCCUCAAGACAGCCCGCGACUUUUUCACUCAACAGUCACCCCACCAUGCACCCCUGCACCCUCAAGAGAUUUCGACCCUCUCUUCACUCUCCUCCCCCUCUCAGAUCGCACAAAACCCCCUCUGCAAGCAAUUUCUCGCUUCCAAAUUCACCAUUCCUCUGUCUCGCAACGCCCACGACCUGCUACUGCAAUGGCUUAGCGGUGCAAGCCUAGAUGACGAGUGGGAGGCCGGAUUGCACAGUGGACCGGGAAGACGGAGAGAAGCUGUCAAGUUGAUCGUUUUCAACCAUGUCACUAUACACGUGACGGACUCGUCAGAACCUCUCGACCAUGUCGCCAUCGCCUCCAAAUCCGGCCUCCUCCCCUCCUCCCUCCCUUCCAACAAAUCCAUCGACGCCUUCAACUCUGCCACCACCCUCAAACUCGGUCCUCCCCCCAUGACCGACAAGCUGAAAGAACAAGUCACCAGGACUCUGCAAGAUGAGGCCGCUGCCGCUGCUGGGGAAGAUGAGGGUAUGGACGUCGAGGCGCCCGCUGUGGAGGUCAAGAUUGAGAAUGAAGAUAUCGACUCUUCCCUCAUCAGCCCGGCAGAGUCGGAGACACUUCCUCCCGUCCCUGCAGUCUUCCGCAUCCCCGACCUCAAGCGCGAAGUCGAGUCUAUCAAAGACCGGCGCAAGAUGGUCCGUCUCGGACCGUCUGGUACUUCGGAAGGCAAGGGGACGUUGCCGAGUGUAGUAGCCUUUACGCUGUUUGACCAUGGGGAGAAUGCUUCGUCGGUAGAGUUUACGAGAGAUGGGAGUAUGAUGGCUGUGGGGAGCUCGGAGAGUUGUAUUCGGCUUUGGAGUUUGAACGGAGACAAGUUGAAGAAAAAGUCUGUUGAUGAGGAGGGAGCGCUGGUGGAAGACGAAGGUCUGCCAAUGCGCAAGCUGAUAGGUCACUCUGGACCUGUCUAUUCCCUGUCGUUCGAUCCUCUUCCCUCAUCGUCCUCCACCCCGACAUCUCUCCUUUCUUCCUCGCAAGACGGGUCCAUCCGUCUCUGGUCUCUCGAUACCUACUCCAACCUUGUCGUUUACAGAGGACACGGAAGAGAUCCCGUCUGGGAUGUGGAGUGGGGACCUGGAGGCGUGUACUUUGCGAGUGCGAGUCGGGAUAGGACGGCGAGGCUUUGGAGUUCGGACAGGGUUGCGCCUUUGAGGAUGUACACUGGUCAUUUGUCAGACGUCAACUGCGUCAAAUUCCACCCCAACUCUCUGUACUUGGCAACAGGCUCCACAGAUACAUCCUGCCGUCUCUGGGACGUCCAACGCGGCGCCUGCGUCCGCCUCUUCCUCGGUCACACCGACUCCAUCACCACCCUCGCCAUCUCCCCCGACGGCAAAACCCUCGCCUCCUCCGGGCUCGACAAGAGCAUCUACCUCUGGGACCUCGGUUCCUCCCGGCCCAUCAAAAAGAUGACGGGCCACACGGGGCCGAUUACGUCCUUGUCGUUCAGCCAGGAGAGCUCGGUGUUGGUGAGCGGGGGGACGGAGGGGGUGGUCAAGUGUUGGGAUGUGAAGGGGGCUGGGGGGGAAGGAGGUGGGGUGGGGGGUGGGGAAACGAUGUGGAGUGGGGCGGGGGGGAAGGAGGAGCAUGGGGCGUUGCCGAUGGGAACUGGGGAUGCUUGGGAUGUGCCGCAUACGAGCGACUUGUUGGCAACCUGGCCGACGAAACGAACACCGAUACUCAAAGCACACCACACGCCGAGGAAUCUGUGCAUGGUCGCGGGCAGCUUUGCGCCGCCUAGUAACGCUAGAAGAGCGUAG
This is a messenger RNA of Cryptococcus wingfieldii CBS 7118, 2430 nucleotides long. RefSeq names its product transcription initiation factor TFIID subunit 5. The transcript is spliced from 6 exons. Gene Ontology annotation, cellular component: transcription factor TFIID complex. NCBI's taxonomy places the organism in Eukaryota, Fungi, Basidiomycota, Tremellomycetes, Tremellales, Cryptococcaceae. Gene Ontology annotation, molecular function: RNA polymerase II general transcription initiation factor activity; protein binding. Gene Ontology annotation, biological process: transcription initiation at RNA polymerase II promoter. The record is from RefSeq and is a predicted model, not a curated record. The coding region runs from base 1 to 2430 and encodes 809 amino acids.